Molecule: messenger RNA, 1837 nt
Organism: Zea mays
Lineage: Eukaryota; Viridiplantae; Streptophyta; Magnoliopsida; Poales; Poaceae
Exons: 12
Coding region: 79-1452 (457 amino acids)
Molecular function (GO): protein binding
Source: RefSeq, a predicted model, not a curated record
CACCUCCUUCCCGCGAAGCCACCGCCGAAAACCCAAAACGAACCAUCGCCGCCUCCGCCGCGCCGCGGAAAGCCUACAAUGGUUCCACCGCCGCGACCGCCCGGUGGCGGCAUAGACAAGUACGACUUCUACUACUGGCUCGGGUGCCAGAUCCUCGCCCUAGGCAAUUCGAUUAAGCUCAAGCUCGUCGAGGCGAUCCAGGACGGGGAUGUCCGCCGACUCAAGGGGCUGGUCAAUAGCAUGAAAAAGAAGACCAGAGAGAAGCUUUCCGACAUGAAUGUUGAUCGCAUGGGGUUGCUACAAUUGGCCGUGCACCUAGGAAAACUGGAGGUAUGCAGGUACUUUGUGGAGGACCUCGGGUUUGACGUGGAGCGUGGUGGCAGCUGUGAUGGUGUGACACCUUUGGGUGGUGCAUCAUUGUUUGGAGAAGUGGCUUGUGCCAGGUUUCUUCUUGACCAUGGAGCUGAUCCAAAUAAGAUGGACAGCCAUUGUUAUGUUGCCCUGCACAAUGCUGCAAAAAAUGGGAAUGGAGAAAUAAUACGACUGUUAGUAUCCAGAGGAGCCAGGGUUGAUAUAGCUGCUCCUCAUGGGACACCGCUACAUAUUGCUGCUUCCUAUGGGAACACUGGUGCUGUGAAGAUCUUACUGGAGCACCAUGCAGACCCAAACAGCAUUUCAGAAGUGUCAGGCAGCCCUCUAGUUUCAGCUCUUCAACCUAACAAACUAGUGAAUGAAUCUGAUUCGCUGGAAUCCGUGAAGCUACUUAUCAAGGCUGGUGCUGAUGUGAAUUCUGCUAGUCCAAACACUCCCUUGGUGGUAGCAACUGUGAAUGGCUUGACUGAUUGUAUUAAGUAUUUGCUGGAGGCAGGUGCAGACGCUAACAUUCCAAGUAAUCAGUCCGGCCAGAGGCCAAUCCAAAUUGCUUCAAGAUUGGGAAGAAGAGAUCAUGUGGAGAUUCUUUUCCCUUUCACUUCUCCGCUCCGAACAAUGUCAGACUGGAGUGUUGAAGGAAUUAUUGCUCAUGAAAAAUCACGGUCCUCACUGUCCAAGGUCAAUACCUGUAACAAUCUCAAUGAUAGAAAGGUCGAGCUGAGAUUACUUGGAGAAAAAGCAGUCAAGAGGAAGGACUACAAUGGUGCGUUGGAGCUCUACUCUGAGGCGAUUGGGCUAGACUCCUUCGAUGCAACCUUGUAUUCAAAUAGGAGCCUUUGCUAUCUAAAAAUUGGUGAAGCCCAGAAGGCUUUGUUAGAUGCUGAGACUUGCAUAAACAACCGACCUGAUUGGGUCAAAGGUUACUACCGGAAAGGAGCUGCUCUUAUGUUGCUCAAGGAGCACAAGAGAGCGUUGGAUGCGUUUUUGGAUGGACUGAAAGUGGAUCCUACCAGUGCUGAAAUGGAGAAAGCAAUGCGGGCGGCGCUUGAGGCCGUGAAAAUGGAGAGUGUUGCUGUUUAACGUCAGUAGAUGAUCCUGCCUCCUGCUGAGUUUGGAUGGGAUGAUCCUUUACGUACAGCUUUACUCAUUUUGCUCAAAAUGUCACCACGACUCUACUUAAUUUGGUUGUAUCGCGUGGCAUGUUUUUUUUUUAAAAUUCGUUGUUUCUGCCUACUUUCAUGACGGUGUGCCCUCUUUGCACAACUCGGAGGAUCACAUCAGACGGUCAGACUAGUCGGUUUUCCAAACCAAAUAUAGCAGAAUACAAAGUUUGGCACGGCAAGCUUCAGAUCAGUCGGAGCGCAAUGUCAUUAGGCGUGAUUGGUUCCAUGGAAUUCAUUUUUUUCUGUUUAGGUAAAGGAAUGGAUUUGCAACACGAUCAUCGGCAUGUCAUGUUUGGGCCUCA